Messenger RNA from Hippocampus comes (tiger tail seahorse), 659 nucleotides. RefSeq names its product beta-1,4-galactosyltransferase 3-like. Bases 249 to 623 code for a protein of 124 amino acids. Gene Ontology annotation, molecular function: galactosyltransferase activity. The record is from RefSeq and is a predicted model, not a curated record. The transcript is spliced from 3 exons. Gene Ontology annotation, biological process: galactosylceramide biosynthetic process; carbohydrate metabolic process. NCBI's taxonomy places the organism in Eukaryota, Metazoa, Chordata, Actinopteri, Syngnathiformes, Syngnathidae. Gene Ontology annotation, cellular component: Golgi apparatus.
AAAAAAAAAUCCUUCAUGUAUUGAUUUCAAUUAUUAUUUGGGGACCAGCCAAAGUGCAGACGCGAGCCACAUGCGACACGCAGGCUGCCAGCUUGCCAUCCCUGCCUCAGUCAGUGAUUAUUUGUACCCGUUGGCCGGCUUGGCCCUCAGAUGUUGUGUUGGCCGUGUGCCCCCCCCCCCCUACUAGGCUGCCCUACCCGCAAUAUUUUGGCGGUGUUGUCGCAGUGACUCCGGACCAGUACAGGAAGAUGAACGGCUUCUCCAACCAGUACUGGGGCUGGGGCCGAGAGGAUGAUGAUUUGUGGAAAAGCAGAGUGGCUCUGUCUGGCAUGAAGGUCGUGCGCCCCCCAGUGGCCAUUGGUCGUUACAAAAUGAUCAAGCAUCAACGAGACCGCGGCAAUGAGGAAAAUCCAUACAACUUUGAGGUCCUGAACAGAACCGAACUGACCUGGCACUCGGACGGCCUCAACUCUGUGACUUACGAACUCCUCUCCAAAGAGCGGGCGGCUUUCUACACACACCUCAUCAUCAGUGUGGGAGAAAACCCCCGGCCGCGGCUUCAGGAGGAAACCGCAACCGUGAGGGCGGCGGUUGCCUUAAAAAAAAGGCACUUGAAGAACUGAUCACUUGAUUUGAAAAGGACUCCUAAGUUCUCGAGG